CUUUGCCUACAGUAACAUCUGUUUUGCCUGCAAAUUAUUUGCUGUUUCCAGUGCUCUGACAGCCUGGGUAGCUAGAAAGGGGGCAGCACAGCAAACCUAAUGGGAGCUCACUGCGCAGAACUGUGUUCAGGGUCCUGCUGUCUGCUGCUUCCAGGCGUUUCACGCAUCAGAGAAGCGGAGCUCUCUGUACUUCCUGUGCUCAUGCAAUCCUGGCAGCUUAAGCUCAUCUUCAACAGCCUCUGUCGACAGGCAGUAAUUCAUAACACCAUGGACAGCACGCACGCUCUCCUUUUAACAGCUGCUGUUUGCUUUCUCUGUCAAGCUUUUCUGUUGGCCAUGGGCACCAUGAACAGCAAAAUGUGCAAUAGGAAUAUCUGGAAUGAUUACAAGCUUCGGUGGAAUCCAGCGGACUAUGGAGGUGCUGAAUUCAUCCGAGUACCAUCUGGACAGAUCUGGAAGCCAGAUAUUGUUUUAUAUAACAAUGCAGUUGGGGAUUUCCAGGUUGAUGACAAGACAAAGGCCCUAUUAAAGUACACGGGUGAUGUGACCUGGAUACCUCCGGCUAUAUUUAAAAGCUCAUGUAAAAUAGAUGUAACCUACUUCCCAUUUGACUAUCAGAACUGCACUAUGAAGUUUGGUUCCUGGUCUUAUGAUAAAGCCAAAAUUGACUUAGUUUUAAUUGGCUCUACAAUGAACCUGAAAGAUUACUGGGAGAGUGGAGAAUGGGCUAUUAUUAAAGCUCCUGGGUAUAAACAUGACAUCAAAUACAACUGCUGUGAAGAAAUAUAUCCAGACAUCACCUAUUCUCUUUACAUUAGGCGUUUACCUUUAUUUUACACUAUCAAUAUGAUUAUUCCAUGUCUGCUAAUUUCUUUUCUGACAGUCUUAGUUUUCUAUUUGCCUUCAGACUGUGGUGAGAAGGUUACACUCUGCAUAUCAGUCCUUCUAUCUUUAACAGUGUUCCUUCUUGUUAUCACAGAAACCAUACCUUCUACUUCUCUGGUAAUUCCACUUAUUGGGGAAUACCUCCUUUUCACCAUGAUAUUUGUAACUCUAUCUAUUGUCAUUACAGUAUUUGUACUUAACGUGCACUACAGAACACCCAAGACACACACAAUGCCUGUGUGGGUGAGAACCAUUUUCCUGAACUUACUUCCCAGGAUCAUGUUUAUGACAAGGCCUGCCAAUGAUGAAGAGAAUAAUCAGAAGCCAAAACCAUUUGUUACUUCUGAGUUCUCAAACUUAAAUUGCUUCAACAGUUCUGAAACCAAAUGCUGCAAAGAGGGCUUUGUAUGUCAAGAUACGGCAUGCAGCUGCUGUCAGUAUCAACGAAUGAAGCUCUCGGAUUUCAGUGGCAAUCUCACAAGAAGUUCAAGCUCCGAGUCUGUAGAUCCUCUGUUUUCAUUUUCAGUUCUGUCACCAGAAAUGAGAGAUGCUAUUGAAAAUGUUAAAUACAUUGCAGAAAACAUGAAAAUGCAGAAUGAAGCAAAAGAGAUUCAGGAUGACUGGAAAUAUGUUGCCAUGGUAAUCGAUCGUAUUUUUCUAUGGGUUUUCAUCCUGGUAUGUAUUCUAGGAACCGCAGGGUUGUUUUUACAACCUUUGAUGGCUGGAGAUGAAAUGUAAAUAUUAAAUCGUAUGUUGUAAAAUCAAAUAAAACUUCUGCCAACCAACUCUGCUCCCCCACCCCAACAUCUGAUGUCUCUUCUAUGUGUAGUAGAAUACAGAUCUCUCCUAGCCUCAACUUUGCUUGACCAAGAAAGCUUUGUGAAAAAUGUGAACAAAAAAUAUUUUUAACCUUUAUGACAGCUAAUUUUAAAGUAAUAAAGUAAUAUGAGCUACAUUUGACAGCUAUUUUUUGCAAUAACUGGAAAUGAUGUAGGUAAUACAUUAAAUUUUACAGGAAUGGUUUAAGAAGAGGUUGAUAAAGAAACUGAAAAGUUACAUGAAUAUGCAGAAGUCAAGACAGGUUUAAUACUUUGGGCUACUAGACUUGUUUCUAUGAGUCUGGUGUCAAGUCUCUUCAGGCCACGACAGGAUCUUCUGGGAAUAAGUUCAUACUGAGUUCAAUGAAUGCCCUCAUGAGGACAAAACAGGUUAGGAAGCAUACAUGGCAAAUCACUAAAUGCAGACAUUGCCACCUGGUGUAUAAACUGACUCCAGCAGUGGGAAGAAAGGACCAUGGGCAGGUUUAUGACAAAAGGAAAACAAACAGGUAAAUAAUAGAUCAUAGUAAGAAAGCAGCCAUAAUGUGAACUCUCUGCAUCCCCAUAUUUCAAUGUAUGAGAAGACUGUCGGUCAAAAGAAGCUAUUCAAAACUAAUAACAUUUAAAUCUGUGUACAAGUAAAACACACACCAGGAUGCACUCUGCAGGUUAUGCAAAGGAUCAAAAUACUUUUAUGGGAUAGUUUGGAUACAGAAGCAUCCUGUUAGAAUGAAGAGUUUUAUGACAAGAGAAGGCAAGUGGAUACAAAAUAGUCCUGUAAAGUAUACUAAAAUUGCUUCUUAGGUGUAACUUUUAAAAAAAAAAAUAAAAAUCAGUGACUGCAGAUAAUUCAAAAGCAUGAAUAAACAAUGCAACAAAAUACUGUAAUGAGAAAAUAUUUUGUAAAAAUAUGAACUGUUCUCUCUGUACCAAAAUGGAAACUUUUUGGAAAUACAGUGUAUCAAGUGAUGUAACAUUUGUGAAAAUAAAGAGAAGUUGUUGAAAAUUGUGUCUUUUUUCCAUUUAUUUUGACCUAGUGACAAAAGUCUAGAUGUAGCAUUAGCUACAGUUUAACACAUUCAGAAACAAGUCACAUAAGUAAAGUUCUAUCCUUCUGAGUCCAUUAAAAUGAUUUUGUUUCGGACACACUUGAUAAGUUGAAGAGCCCAAGGAUUCUAGCAACAGCUAUCUUAUCUUUAUUUACCAUGAUCAGAUCAUAGAAGUGACUAAAAUUCAUGCAUUUGCAAAAACUGUGAGUUACUGGUAUAGAGACUGGGACUUCAUUGGCCAAUAUGCUGCCAAUCACCUUAUGAUAUAAUUGGGCAGUGUACAGACAUCAUCUAACAAGGAGAAAGAGAUGAGGCGGGGAAUUAAAAA
Athene cunicularia (burrowing owl) is the source of this 3080-nucleotide messenger RNA. RefSeq names its product cholinergic receptor nicotinic alpha 3 subunit (gene CHRNA3). The transcript has 5 exons. The coding region runs from base 100 to 1623 and encodes 507 amino acids. The record is from RefSeq and is a predicted model, not a curated record. Gene Ontology annotation, cellular component: neuron projection; postsynaptic membrane; synapse. NCBI's taxonomy places the organism in Eukaryota, Metazoa, Chordata, Aves, Strigiformes, Strigidae. Gene Ontology annotation, biological process: chemical synaptic transmission; monoatomic ion transmembrane transport; signal transduction. Gene Ontology annotation, molecular function: acetylcholine-gated monoatomic cation-selective channel activity; transmembrane signaling receptor activity.